AUGCCCAAGAUGCUUGCGCCUGGCUUCAGGACACGGCGCACUUCCUCCUUCAUCCGAUUCGGCGCCCUUGCUACUCUCCUUGUCUUCGCCUUCUGGAGUUUUAGCAAUCGCGCACCCACGCCCCAACUUCUUCCUCUGCACAGGUCGCAACAACAGCCUGCAGAUGGCUCGGACCCAAUCCCUCCGCCUUCCCCCAAAAAGGCAGUACAACAAACUCUGGGAAAAGAUAAACCAGUGCAGGGCCCCCACCCAAUCGAUAAACUUAUACACGAUGGUGGAAAGCGACACAAAGAACAGCUCGCCAGGGAGUCGCACACUCUAGAAGACGCUGCGCAAGCUUAUCGCAAGCGUCGUGGACGCCACCCGCCUCCAGGUUUCGAUAAGUGGUGGGAUUUCGCCAAGCAGAACAACGCUGUUGUCGUUGAAGAAUUCUGGGAUCAGGUCUACCACGAUGUCGAUCCUUUCUGGGGUGUUCCUCAACCCGUGAUUCGCAAGGAGGCCUACAGCUUCGAGAUGUCGAUUCAUAUUCGAAAUGGAAAGGCCAAUUCCACGAGCGAUUGGUUCUGGACGUUGAUCUGGCUUGACAUGAUUCGCUCAAUUGAACAUAUGGUACCGGACUUGGAUAUGCCACUGAACGCCAUGGACGAGCCACGCCUUGUUGUGCCUUGGGAGGAUAUCAAUGGCUAUAUGACCAAGGGAGCGGAAUCACGCAAACUAUGGUCGGCCAAGGAGGUAGUCUCGGAUUUCCAGAAGCUACCCACAGCUGGGCGGCACGACAGGAAUGUCAGGAUUCCGUUCAAACGAUGGGAAAAAACCAGUCCUUAUUGGCCAAUUGCCAGUCGAGGAUGCCCGCCCGACAGUCCAGCCCGCCAGGCUCCUUUGAAGGAUUCCUUUAACGAAGUUCCUAAGAUCGAUAUGUCGAAUGCCGAACCGCACUCCUACGCCGGAUAUGUGUCCAACUUUACCCAAUCGAGCGAAAUCUGUCACCAGCCUGAUCUUCAAGGUCUUAAUGGACUGUUGAUCAACCCUAUUUCUGUAUCGUCCACCAAGGUCCUGUUUCCUAUGUUUGGCGGCUCCAAGCUUGCCAUCAACAACGAAAUUCUCCUUCCACCUCCGAUCUACUGGAAGGCAGAAGAGCGAUUUACAGGUGGUGAAGACAACAUUGAAUGGAAGGACAAGGGCAGCACUGUGGUCUGGAGAGGUGUUGCGACUGGAGGAAAGAACAAGGCAGAGAACUGGCGCGGAUUCCAUCGUCAUCGUUUCGUCUCGAUGCUCAACUCUACAAAGCUUACAGCAGCGGAAAAGGGCACUGCGAAGCCAGAGAACUUUGUCCUCCCAUCAGAGGAUUACCAUCUCCAAGCGCAGGCUCAGAACCGACUUGGUGACUGGGUGGGCGAGUGGUCUGACGCUGGCUUUGUUGAUCUCAUGUGCUCGCCUAGCGAAGACGAGGGCAGAUGUUGGUACACAGACCACUACUUCGCCAAGGUCGACGGGAUGGACAUGCACGAGCAGUUCGCCUACAAGUACGUCCCCGAUAUCGACGGGAACUCCUUCUCAGGCCGCUACCUCGGCUUCCUCAACUCGACCUCCCUUCCCAUAAAGGCUACCCUCUUCCGUGAGUGGCACGAUAGCAGACUUGUACCUUGGGUGCACUUCGUUCCCAUGGACAACCGCUUCCAGGACUUUUAUGGCAUCAUGGAAUAUUUCCGCGGCUACGCUGACACUGCCGGCCAUGACAAGGCAGCCGAAAAGAUUGCGAAUGCUGGCAAGGAGUGGGCGAACAAGGUGUUGAGAAAAGAAGAUAUGCAGAUUUACGUCCUGAGACUACUUCUCGAGUAUGGACGAGUCAUUGCGGAUGAUAGAGAUAAAAUGGGCUGGGUAGACGACGCUCUAAAGGACCCUUCCAUCGAAAAGACAUGGGAGAGUUUCAACUUGUGA
This is a messenger RNA of Fusarium pseudograminearum CS3096, 1938 nucleotides long. RefSeq lists its product as uncharacterized. The coding region runs from base 1 to 1938 and encodes 645 amino acids. Lineage: Eukaryota; Fungi; Ascomycota; Sordariomycetes; Hypocreales; Nectriaceae. The record is from RefSeq and is a predicted model, not a curated record. The transcript has 3 exons.